AGAUUUCAAACUUCACCAAACCGAUCCCCGCCAGACGAUGGAAGCACGCGAUGGUGAACUACAAAGAUGUGGUUUUCAUGUUCGGCGGCCAUGGUCAGAGGUUGCAGCCGCCGCCCCCUGGUCAGCCCCGCAUAGCUCACGAGAUUUACGAUACCCAGAGCAAGUACGAGGCCACCAACCCACUGUACUAUGACGACCUGUGGGCAUAUAACGUUACCGAGCGAGAGUGGGAACAACUCAAGCCGUUCUGCACGACAUGCCAGAACCAGUCGGAGGUUGACGGGACAGCAGAGCGCGAUGUAUUCGGACCAAGAGGUCGCCACAGCCCUUCGCUCGCGAAUUACGACGACUCGGUGUACCUUUUUGGAGGAUAUGCCUUUGGAGGCGUGACAAACUUCGUUGGUAUCUACCCCACUGGCACGGCGACUGACUAUCCAUCGUUGAACUCAAAGUACUACCUCAACGACAUGUGGAAGUACAACAUCACCGUGAACGAGUGGGAAGAGCUGUUUCCCCAUCCUAGGUACCCUAUCAGGCCGAGCCCGAGGUUUGGGCACUCAGCCGCAAUCAGCAUCAAAGGCGACCAAGUUGUCAUGCUUGUGUUCGGUGGAUACACGUGGGACGAUGAGAUUGGCGAUCUUUGGUACUACAAUAUCUCAGGCGACACCUGGAUCAAAGUUGAAGGCGAGGGUGAAUAUCCCUCGCGGCGAUACAGGUCCACUAUGGUGCCCAUUGGCCACACAUCUCAGCUCCGCACUGGCUCCACGCAACAGGCUGGUCGUGCCCUUGUUUUUGGAGGACACGGGUGUCUGAAAGGUGCAAGUUACGUCGAAGCGACAAAGAGCAAGGUAGUGUCGAAUAUGGACCGUAUCAACAACAUCGAUAGGCAAUGGGACACUCAGUACGACGCCACCGGUGACGGCAAGAUCACGGUUCGUGGCAUUGAUGUGAACGAGUACGGCGACCCAAUUCUCAGUACCAAUCCAGACCUUUGGAUCCAGACUCCAAACGACUAUGGUGAGAAGUAUUGCUACGAAGAGCUGGAUGAUCUGUGGCAGUAUUUCCCCACGUCCUGCCCGAAAGAUUGCUCGCGACGCGGGGUCUGCGAGUAUAACUUUUGCGUCUGUGAUGAUGGAUUCACUGGAAUUGACUGCUCCAACGUCUCUUGCCCUGACGAUUCCUGCUUCUUUGAUUAUCUGGGACACAGACAAGUUUGCGAACAGUGCAACAACCGCGGAACAUGUAAUGGAUACACGGGACAGUGCGACUGUCAGUUUCCCGCGUCGGGAGAGUCCUGUCGUGAAUACGAUUGCUUGAACGACUGCAAUGGCAACGGUAUCUGCGAUCACGCGCGCAACAACUCCCUGGGGUAUGGUGUCUGUGAAUGUUUCACGAAAGAUGGCAGACCAGCAUACGAAGGCUUAGACUGCUCCAUUCCAGUGUGUCCUUGGAAUCCUGCGAAUGAGAAAAACUUGACGUGUUAUGAUCGAGGUAUCUGCGUGAACGGAACGUGCGUGUGUCAUCCAGGAUACGGAGACAGUUUCGUCCACAGGGAACUGAGUGCACCAGAUGGUGGGUUGUUCGGCAUCAGGAUUCCAACGGAUUGGGACGGUACCCCGAUACCAGGCUGCGGCUACGAUGAAGAAAAAGAUGCGUACAGCGAAGCGUUCCGCGGACCAAAACCGGCAGAUCCUAUCACGGGAAGACCUGCUUUGCCAGAGUGUGAGCCCAUAUGGGUUGCUGAUUGUGGCGAUGUGUUUUUCACUUUUGCUGGAGCACCAACGCUUUACGGGAUGCCGCUUAUCAUUGCCCUUUCGCUGGCUUGGUUGGCAAACGAAAUUCUAGACAUCAACACCAGACCUUAAUGGUUGUAAUGUACAACAAGAGUGUAAUCUAAAAUCAUAGACUACUC
Messenger RNA from Micromonas commoda, 1912 nucleotides. RefSeq lists its product with no specific name. Bases 51 to 1865 code for a protein of 604 amino acids. The record is from RefSeq and is a predicted model, not a curated record. The transcript has a single exon. Lineage: Eukaryota; Viridiplantae; Chlorophyta; Mamiellophyceae; Mamiellales; Mamiellaceae. Gene Ontology annotation, molecular function: protein binding.